Messenger RNA from Mercurialis annua (annual mercury), 881 nucleotides. Its product is annotated as zinc finger protein 5. Gene Ontology annotation, molecular function: transcription cis-regulatory region binding; DNA-binding transcription factor activity. Gene Ontology annotation, cellular component: nucleus. Lineage: Eukaryota; Viridiplantae; Streptophyta; Magnoliopsida; Malpighiales; Euphorbiaceae. The coding region runs from base 1 to 759 and encodes 252 amino acids. The transcript is spliced from 2 exons. The record is from RefSeq and is a predicted model, not a curated record. Gene Ontology annotation, biological process: trichome morphogenesis; cytokinin-activated signaling pathway; gibberellic acid mediated signaling pathway.
AUGGCAGCUGAAGAUAAGUGGAAACAGAAUUGGUGUAUUACUACUAAAGAAAAAUUUUAUAUCCUUCUUCUUAUGGAUAGCUCUAACAUUCUAUCUUCCAUAAUGGAUGCAGAAACUAGCAAUUCUGCUGAAUCGUGUGUCGACAAAACGCUUAAACUUUUCGGGUUUGAGCUAAACCCGUUCCGAAACGGUGAAACCUGCAUGAAACCGCCCCUGGAAAGAGACGAAAGUGUUAACUCAUCAUCAAACGACGAGAAACCUGUCAAACUGAAAAGCUCGACGGGCGAUGAUAAUAAAAACAAUCCUGAAGAUUGUAAGAAAUUCGAGUGUCAGUAUUGUUUGAAGGAGUUUGCGAAUUCGCAGGCUUUAGGAGGUCAUCAGAAUGCUCAUAAGAAAGAAAGAAUGAAGAAGAAAAGAUUGCAACUUCAAGCCAGGAAAGCCAGCCUCAGUUGCUACCUUCAGCCUUUCCAGAACAAUCUCAUUCAUCAUCGCCAAGGUCCGACGCAAUGGUUCUACGAUCCUAAUCCGGAAUUCACACUUCUCGACGAGUCUCAGAUUAGUUUCAAUCCGUACGAUCAAUUAGAUUCGCAUUUGCAGAAUGGAUCAAAGUUGUGCGAUGUACCUGAUCGUAUGUUCACUUUAACACAUUCUGAAAAAACGAGACACAUCAGGCCGAUCAUCAGAAAGACUGCUUCAAAGCAAACCUGUAAAUCUUUGGAUCUUCAGUUAGGUCUUAGUUUACAAUCAAAUAUGAUAUAGAAAUAUUUUAUUCAUGAUUACAUAUAUUCAUCUGUAAUUCAAUUUCCUUAUACGAAAUCAUUAUUGGAUUAUAAGACAUGGUCAGCAAGCACAAUUCCUGUGCUGUUGACAAUUUGCUGCAA